This is a messenger RNA of Hibiscus syriacus, 1122 nucleotides long. RefSeq names its product protein SRC2 homolog. The transcript has a single exon. Lineage: Eukaryota; Viridiplantae; Streptophyta; Magnoliopsida; Malvales; Malvaceae. Gene Ontology annotation, biological process: defense response. Bases 179 to 1036 code for a protein of 285 amino acids. The record is from RefSeq and is a predicted model, not a curated record.
UGGCGUUUUCGUUCCCCUCCACCACGAAUCUUCCACUUUCUUUCGCUUUUCUCACCGUUUCUCUCUCUAUAUAAAUCGACCCUUUUUCCGUUUCUUGUUCAUCGAUCCAAUUUCAGUUCACAAUAACCUUCAGUUCCUUCAUUUUUUUUCCUUUUGAUUUUCGAAAGAAAAAACGAUCAUGGAGUUUCGGCCUUUAGAAAUCAAUGUUAUCUCUGCCAAAGAUCUCAAAGACGUCAAUCUUUUCACCAAGAUGGAUGUUUACGUCGUCGUUUCGAUCAACGGCGAUUACCGUUCGGCGCAAAGGACUCCGGCCGACAAGGGCAGCGGAUCGAACCCGGAGUGGAGCUGCACCAUGAAAUUCACGGUCGACGAAGCAUCCGUUCGCCGGAACGGGCUCAGCCUCGUGUUUCACCUUCAGUCGGAACGUCAGCUCGGGGAUAGAGAUAUCGGCACGGUUCAGGUUCCGGUUAAGGAGUUGCUUGAUGACGGACACGGGAAGGUUCAACGGUCCGUUAGGUUGCCUAACGGCAAAGCUAAAGGCGUGUUGAAUUUCGGUUACAAGUUCGGGGAGAAGUUCAACGGACAGCUUUCGGGUACGGCGUCCGGCGCCACCAUCGUCGAGAAGCCGGCUAUGGCUUAUCCUCCGCCCGUGACUGGUUAUCCAGGACCGAGCUCGGGAUCAACCGAGAAGCCAGCGAUGGCGUAUCCGCCGCCUGCAACUAGUUACCCUCCACCAUCAGGUGCAUAUCCGCCUCCCCAGACGGCGGGUUACCCUUAUCCUCAACCCGGUGGCGGAUAUCCGCCGUACGGAUACCAUCAGGCGCCGGCUCAGGGGUAUGGAUAUCCGGGUCACGGUGGAUAUUAUGGAUACCUUCCACCGGGGCAGAAACGGCAGAAGCCAAAGAAGAACGGCGGCAUGGGAGCUGGUUUAGGAUUGGGAUUGGCCGGCGGACUGUUGGGUGGAAUGUUGAUCGGCGACAUGGUCGGAGACGCUUAUGAAGCUGGUGUUGAAGAUGGGCUUGAUUUUGAUUUUUAAUUUAUGUUUUUAUGUUUUUUUUUAGUUUUUGUGUUUGGUAUAUAGGAUAAUAUGUAAUUUAUACAUAAUUAAUGAAAUAUAAAUAU